Molecule: messenger RNA, 3249 nt
Organism: Rhagoletis pomonella (apple maggot)
Lineage: Eukaryota; Metazoa; Arthropoda; Insecta; Diptera; Tephritidae
Product: epsin-1-like
Biological process (GO): endocytosis
Cellular component (GO): clathrin vesicle coat; endosome; plasma membrane
Molecular function (GO): clathrin binding; phospholipid binding
Source: RefSeq, a predicted model, not a curated record
UCUAUCUUUUCCAAAGUGCGAAAACAAAAGGAAGACAUGCAAGUAAAUGUCGCUGGUUUGCGUCGCAACAUUAAAAACCUCGCGCACAAUUACUCGGAUGCGCAGGUUAAAGUACGCGAGGCCACGUCCAAUGACCCUUGGGGGCCAUCGGCCACGAUAAUGGCAGAAAUCGCUGAUCUUACGUACAAUGUGGUUGCCUUCUCGGAGAUUAUGCAAAUGAUUUGGAAGCGGCUAAAUGAUCAUGGCAAGAAUUGGCGACAUGUUUACAAGGCACUAAUUCUACUGGAAUACUUGAUAAAAACCGGCACAGAAAAGGUGGCGCAGCAGUGCAAAGAGAAUAUUUUUGCCAUACAAACACUCCGUGAAUUUGUCUACUUCGAAGAGGGUAAAGACCAAGGUACGCAUGUACGCGAAAAAGCCAAACAGUUGGUAAAUUUGCUGAAAGACGACGAACGCUUAAAGAACGAACGCGUGAAAGCGUUGAAGGCGAAAGAACGCUUCGCGCAACAUCCCAGUGGUUUUGGCAGUGACGGCUAUAUAGAUGGGCCGACACAUCGUGAUAUGCCACCCGGUUGGCAGGAGGAACCGACGAAGCCUGUGUCAGAAUUGGAGCUGGUGCGUCCGCAAACAGCUGGCGAAGAAGAGCUGCAGUUGCAGCUAGCUAUGGCCAUGUCUCGCGAAGAAGCAGAACAGGAGGAGGCGAAGCGACGCAGUGAUGAUGUGCGUUUACAACUUGCGCUUAGCCAAAGCGAACAGGAUUUCAAAGGUCAAACGGUUAAGCCUACGGCUAAAAAAGAAGAGCCACAAUCACAUUUAUUAGAUUUGCUGGACAUUUCUUUGGGCGCCACAAGCAUUUCAAGUCCACCGCUAGGCGCUACAGGCGGCAAUGGCGAACCAUGGGGCACGCCGGCACGCGCUGCAAGCCAGCUAUCGGAUCCUUGGUCGGGCACUUCAUCGCCACAAAUUGAUCCUUGGCAACCGGCAGCGUCUAUGCGUACUGCCACCGCUUCAGCACCACUAGGCGCAGUUGGUGGAAUUGGUAGCAACGGUGGCGAGGCCUGGGGUCUAACACGCACACAAUCGCCGUCCGUAGCAUCUGGUUCAUCGACUGAGGGUUGGCUGCAAAGCAAUGGCGGUGGUGCUGCUGGUGGCGCUGCCGUAUUGAAUGGCAACUCUAUUGGGCCCGGUGCGAUUGGAGGCGUCGAUCCUUGGCUGUCUAAAAGUGGCGCUCUGGGUGGAGGUGCAGCAGCUGGUGUGGAAAAAGUUGAGCCGGUGGAUGCAUGGUUGGCAGAAAAUGUGAAGCCAGUGACCAUUGCGCCGUUAGCGGCAGCACCAACAGCCGAUCCGUGGGCACCUAAGGUGGGUGCAGCGAGCAAUGAUGAUCCAUGGAAAACUAGUGAAACGAGUGCGGCAAAGAAACCAUCACCUGAUUUGGAUGAAUUCGAUAUAAUAACCAAUCGCAAUAAGACUGGAGAUUUAUUAACUAAUAGUAUGACAAGUGCUUCUAACAAUAAUAAUGCAUCACUACUCGAUGAAAUGGAUCCUCUAUCAGCAACGAAUUCAUCGCUCAAUACAGCCUCAACGAAUACGAAAAAACAACUGAAAACACCACAGUCAUUCUUAGGUGAAAAUUCGUCAUUAGUUAACUUGGAUAAUCUUAUAAAGCCCGUGCAAACACAACCGCAAGUAGGCAAUGCCGCCUACAAUCCAUUUAGCGAUACUGUUAUACCACCAAAAACAAAUUUAUUCCAGCAACAACAGCCUGCGGUACCGUCCAUUAAUCAACUAAAGCAACAGCAGCCUUUCGCUAUGACUAUGAAUCAAGAUCCUUGGGCGCCAGUUAACAAUUCCACUAAUGUGUCACAGCCCUCCAGAAACUUCUUUACUGAAUAUGAUCGUGACGAGUUCGCAAGUUUUCUAAGCAUCAACGAGUUUAACGACAAUAAUAAUAGCAAGCAUAUCAACAAUAGCUACAAUAAUAACAACAACAGCAGCGGCAACAAGCAAUCAUUGCAAUAUUCAAAAAGUGAUUAUGACGUCUUCAAUACUACCUUCGGCACAGCUUCAAAUGAUUUCUUUAUAUACAACAACAGCAAUAACAGCAAGCAUAAUCACCAAAACGAUGGACCACAUCAAUUCCAAACGCAAGUGCAAGUUCACAGUCAAAGUGUUGAUAAUAUACGCAACAUGCAAAUUGCCAGCGACAGUGACACAGAACUCUAUGAUUGUGCGUCAAAUACGACACUCGGCCAACAAGUGGCCAGCACGAAUAGCACAUUUAAAAACACCACCAACAAGAGCACCACCGCCACCACGGCUAUUAACACUUUGGCCUUCCAGCCACCAUUCGCUCCAGCCAAUAGUAAAUUUGAAACCUUUGCCGAUUUCAACACCACGAUAAAUCAAGAUUAUGAUCCUCUUAGUGAUGCCUUCAACAAUAACAGCAACAAUACUGUACCAAACUGUUCGAUAAAUUCAGAUGCCACUACAUACCCACAGGUGGCACCGUUGACCACAAGCUACAGCGAUGCCUUAACGGCUGCUUUAGCUGAUACGCCAGGUAUUAAAAUAGCUCCAGUGCCGGUGCCGUUGCCGCCGACUACCUCGAUUCCUUUUAGCUAUGGUGCUGCCAAUGUCGAUACGAGCAGCCUGGCUGGUACUACCAAUGGUUUUGAUUUUGGCCUUGGCAAUGGCGGUGCCGGUGGCUCUUUAUUUAAUUAUGGUUUUUACGAGGCAACACCCUCAUUGACUCAAAAUCUUAACCUCAACCUCAACGGCAACUGCAAUCACAUUAACAACAAUGCAAUAUUAUUUUCAACGUCAACAGCGUCGUCAACGUUGGGCAACUGUAAGCUGGAAAAUAACAAUAAUAUGCCUUGGGUAAAUCCGGAAGCCGCAUCGUCGUCGAAUCCAUUCUUAUCGUAAACUAAAUUUUUUUUAAUGCGGAAAUUUUUAUUGGGCGGGUUUUAAAACAAUGAGCGCUACUCAGUUAGUGGAUUAAAGAGUUCUUUUUUUAUAUAUACACAUUUACGCAUACAAAAAUUAUGAGAAAGAGUAUAAAAUUAAUAUAAGUAUUAUAAUUGUAAUAAAUAUUUGAAGAGCCGUUGCAAUUGAGAGCUAGAUAGAAAGAGAGUGAGUUAGAUUGAGAGCAACGUGCUGGUGAGGGAGCGUAGUUUGGUGUGUGUGUGGCAACAGAGUAAAAUAAAACUAAUGCAGCUGUAAUGGCAGCUUAUUGGCGAAGGGUGAGCU